Triticum urartu is the source of this 1819-nucleotide messenger RNA. The record is from RefSeq and is a predicted model, not a curated record. NCBI's taxonomy places the organism in Eukaryota, Viridiplantae, Streptophyta, Magnoliopsida, Poales, Poaceae.
AUGACUAGGGUAUGGCGACACGUCCAACCUGUGCUCUGGCUUGGAGCAACUACUGGUUUGUGCUGGGCAGUGUGGAGGUACCACCGAUACCGCACCUGUCUACGCAGCAACAGCCGGAACAUUACUGAGCCGUCGGCUGACGAAGGUAAUGAUCUAGUGAUUGGGCGCAACAGUGAGAUCGAUCGCAUCAUCUGCAUCCUCUGCCGCCGGACCAAGAACUGUGCCGCGCUCGUCGGUGAGGCAGGGGUUGGCAAGACGGCCAUUGUUGAGGGCCUCACCCAGCGCAUCACCAACGGCAAAGUCCCGACCAAGCUCGCUGGAGCUUGCGUUGUGGAGGUUGACCUCGGGGCCAUGGUUGCCGAGACUAACCUCUGCGGCAUGUUUGAGCAGCGCAUCAAGGAUGUGAUAAGGAGCUCCGAGGAUGGGGACGACAAGGUGAUCCUGUUCAUCGAUGAGAUGCACAUGCUUCUUGGUGCUCGUGAUAGUGUAGGGGGCACAGAUGCUGCCAACCUUCUAAAGCCGGCGCUGGCCCGUGGUCGCAUCCGCUGUGUAGGCGCCACGACUCUCAAUGAGUACCACAAGUACAUUCAGGCUGAUGCCGCACUCGAGCGGCGGUUCCAAAAGGUUCAUGUUGAGGAGCCGAGUGUUGAGGUGACCAUCGCUAUUCUGAAGGGGCUUAAACAGAGGGUAUGGCGACACGUCCAACCUGUGCUCUGGCUUGGAGCAACUACUGGUUUGUGCUGGGCAGUGUGGAGGUACCACCGAUACCGCACCUGUCUACGCAGCAACAGCCGGAACAUUACUGAGCCGUCGGCUGACGAAGGUAAUGAUCCAGUGAUUGGGCGCAACAGUGAGAUCGAUCGCAUCAUCUGCAUCCUCUGCCACCGGACCAAGAACUGUGCCGCGCUCGUCGGUGAGGCAGGGGUUGGCAAGACGGCCAUUGUUGAGGGCCUCACCCAGCGCAUCACCAACGGCAAAGUCCCGACCAAGCUCGCUGGAGCUUGCGUUGUGGAGGUUGACCUCGGGGCCAUGGUUGCCGAAACUAACCUCUGCGGCAUGUUUGAGCAGCGCAUCAAGGAUGUGAUAAGGAGCGCCGAGGAUGGGGACGACAAGGUGAUCCUGUUCAUCGAUGAGAUGCACAUGCUUCUUGGUGCUCGUGAUAGUGUAGGGGGCACAGAUGCUGCCAACCUUCUAAAGCCGGCGCUGGCCCGUGGUCGCAUCCGCUGUGUAGGCGCCACGACUCUCAAUGAGUACCACAAGUACAUUCAGGCUGAUGCCGCACUCGAGCGGCGGUUCCAAAAGGUUCAUGUUGAGGAGCCGAGUGUUGAGGUGACCAUCGCUAUUCUGAAGGGGCUUAAACAGAGGUACCAAGACCACCAUGGCUUGGAAAUUCAGGAUGCUGCUCUUGUUGCUGUCGCACAGUUGGCUGGCCGCUAUAUCACUGAUCGCCACUUUCCCGAUAAGGCAAUCGAUCUGAUUGAUGAGGCAUGCGCUGCCACAAGGAUCAUGCUUGACAGUGAAAGAGAAGCAACCGCCGCAAGGACACAGAUUUACGACAAAAAAGAAGUGACUGCGCAAAGUAGAUCUAUGGAUGCGCUGAAGCAAGAAAUUGUUGGUCCAGGUCAUGUCGCACAGGUAUUCACUCAUAGCCUAAAUUAAUUACUUCCAUUAUUUCAACUAGCAAAGUGGCCUGCCCGAUGUGCGGGCUAGAACUUUAUGAAGUGUUAUUAUGAGAACACAUUAUUGAUUUUUUCUAAAUAAAGUCGGAACCUAAUGUGAUCACAUUCACAAAUAUAAGCCUUUUGCAAACAUAGUUUUG